Ochlerotatus camptorhynchus is the source of this 6867-nucleotide messenger RNA. Its product is annotated as protein kinase C, brain isozyme-like. The transcript has 14 exons. Bases 829 to 2832 code for a protein of 667 amino acids. Gene Ontology annotation, molecular function: diacylglycerol-dependent serine/threonine kinase activity; ATP binding; zinc ion binding. Gene Ontology annotation, cellular component: nucleus; cytoplasm. The record is from RefSeq and is a predicted model, not a curated record. Lineage: Eukaryota; Metazoa; Arthropoda; Insecta; Diptera; Culicidae. Gene Ontology annotation, biological process: peptidyl-serine phosphorylation; intracellular signal transduction.
ACUCACUUUGAUUUGUAAUGUCGUUUGGGUCGAACGUGUCCGUUUCGCUGUCGAGCCUCAUCAGAUAAAUUCGCCUCUCGCCUGGCUGCUGCCGCCCCUGUGUGUCAUCAUCCAAGUAGCCAUCGCGUUUCAGAAGCUGCUGGUGCGUCCAUUACAUUGUGUACGAGGGCUCCACAGCCGCCAGGCCUGCUUAGUGAUUUUUGUUUGUUUGUUGGGGUUCUAUCGAGCAGAGUGCCGUGAGGGGAGAAAAGUUUUCCUCCGUAGCGCCAAAGCGAGGAUACCGUAGCAGCAUCCACUCUCAGCUGUUAGUGCGGUUGGGGGUUUCGAUUCUGGCUUACAAUCUUAUUGUUAGUUUGCGAAAAUAGCGACGAGAAGCAAAAAGUGCUGUAUGUGAUUCUUUUUCUCAAGGUGGUUCAGUUGUGAAGUGAAGGAAAAGAGCAGAAGGGAGUGUAGUAGCAGGAGCAGCGGUAGCGAAGCGUUACGGGCAGUGUGUGUAGAGAAGAUACAAGUUUGCUACAGCCCUGACUCUCGAGAAGCAGAGGGAAAAGUUGUGUAUGUGUUUUUCGGCUUUGUACGGAGAAUAGUGAGCAGCCGAAUUAAUAAUUUUUGCGAGUUUUGAACCGCGGUGAGCGUGAAUCCGAAGCAACAGAGCAACCUGUGCUGGUUAACUGGAAAGAAAGGAUAUAGGUAGAAGAAAAAACAUAAGAAGAAUAUAGCAUAAAACACGGUAGAAUUUUCACGAGUGUGAAGACGGGCAACCAGUGCGUUUUUUCAUAAUUGUGGAUUUGUGAGUGUUAGGAGGAGACAAGGAAAAAGUGUACCGUCAUCAUGGCUGACGAGGAGAAUACCUUGGACGAGAUGCCCAUGGCCGAGAAUAAGUUCGGGAUGCGAAACCGCGGCCGAAAAGGAGCGCUCAAGAAGAAGAACGUCUAUAAUGUCAAAGAUCAUCGCUUCAUUCCGCGCUUCUUCAAGCAGCCCACGUUCUGCUCGCACUGCAAGGAUUUCAUCUGGGGAUUCGGCAAGCAAGGCUUUCAAUGUCAAGUUUGCUCCUUCGUCGUCCACAAACGAUGCCACGAGUACGUGACCUUCAAGUGUCCGGGUGCGGAUAAGGGAGCAGAUUCAGAUGACACUCGCACGAAACAUGAGUUUAAAGAAUCGACUUAUUCAAGUCCUACGUUUUGCGAUCAUUGUGGUUCGUUACUGUACGGUUUACUUCACCAAGGGCUUAAGUGUACAGCAUGUGAUAUGAACGUACACAAGCGGUGCGAGGAGAGCGUGCCGAAUUUGUGCGGCUGUGACCACACCGAGCGACGAGGGCGCAUCCAGCUGGCCACUACGCACCAGGCAAACAAGCUCAACAUUUUAGUGAAACAGGGGCGCAACUUGAUUCCAAUGGAUCCAAACGGCUCCAGCGACCCGUACGUCAAGAUCAAGCUCAUUCCAGACGCGGACAACGUGAAGAAGAAAACCAAGACCAUCCGGGCAUCACUCAAUCCGGUGUGGAAUGAGACCAUUUUCUUUGAUCUCAAAGCCGAGGACAAGGAUCGUCGCAUUCUGAUCGAGGUGUGGGACUGGGAUCGUACCUCGAGGAACGACUUCAUGGGCUCGCUGUCGUUCGGUAUUUCGGAAAUUCUGAAAAAUCCCGUCGACGGGUGGUUCAAGUUGCUUACCCAGGAAGAGGGCGAGUACUACAACGUUCCAGUGCCGGAGGAAGGCACCGAUUUGGUUCAGUUGAAGAGUCAGAUGAGGAAAACAUCCAUAUCGAAGAAAGCACCUAUGACUUGCGACAAGGAUGUUCCUCACAACAUGGGCAAGAAGGACGUGAUACGGGCUACGGAUUUCAACUUCCUGAUGGUUCUCGGAAAGGGUUCGUUCGGUAAGGUGAUGCUAGCCGAGCGAAAGGGAUCCGACGAGCUGUAUGCCAUAAAAAUCCUUAAGAAGGAUAUCAUCAUCCAGGACGAUGACGUCGAGUGUACCAUGGUGGAGAAACGAGUACUCGCACUUUCCACUAAGCCACCGUUCCUAGUGCAACUACAUUCCUGUUUCCAAACCAUGGAUCGACUGUAUUUCGUUAUGGAGUAUGUCAACGGUGGAGAUCUCAUGUUCCAAAUACAACAAUGCGGCAAGUUUAAGGAACCGGUAGCUGUCUUCUACGCGUCGGAGAUUGCCAUUGGUUUGUUCUAUUUGCACACCCGUGGCAUCGUGUACCGUGAUCUGAAGCUGGAUAACGUUCUACUGGACCAGGAUGGACAUAUCAAGAUUGCCGACUUUGGAAUGUGCAAGGAAGGCAUCAUGGGUGAUAAAACUACGAAGACGUUCUGCGGCACGCCGGACUACAUUGCACCGGAGAUUAUUUUGUACCAACCGUAUGGCAAAUCGGUCGACUGGUGGGCUUACGGUGUGCUUCUAUACGAAAUGUUGGUCGGACAGCCUCCGUUCGACGGUGAGGACGAAGAGGAACUGUUUGCUGCCAUCACCGAUCACAAUGUGUCCUAUCCGAAGAGUUUAAGUAAGGAGGCCAAAGAUGUUUGCAAGGGGUUGUUGACCAAGAACCCACAGAAACGAUUAGGUUGUGGAGCGCGUGGUGAGGAGGACGUACGGGCUCAUGCGUUCUUCCGCCGUAUUGAUUGGGAAAAGAUCGAGAGCCGUGAAGUGCAGCCACCGUUCAAACCAAAAAUCAAACAUCGCAAGGAUGUAUCCAACUUCGACCGUCAGUUCACUUCGGAGAAGACCGAUCUAACACCAACGGAUAAGCUUUUCAUGAUGAACCUCGAUCAGACCGAGUUCAAUGGAUUCUCCUAUCUCAAUCCGGAAUUUGUGCAACACAUCUAAGGAAUUUAAUGUUUUUUGUUGGAAGAAGGCAGCAAUCAUUAGGCGGUCCCGAUCCCGGACCUGAUACCAUAGACUCGAAAAGAUAAAUACCCCUGCUCAACACAGAUUGAUUGAUAGCUAAGCUAGCAGGUGUGAAUCCAAAGAUGUGCGAAAAUCCCUUUUAAUGUGUAAGUGAAUCGUAAAUGAAUCUACUCUCUAGCAUGUUAUAUUUAAGCCACUUUUGCAAUGGCACUUCAACCGCUUUUCCAAAGUGUUUCUGAACUUGUUUCAGUCUUCCUCUCGAAAACAGAAAACCAUGUAAAACGAACAAAACACGACACCAAAAUGUAGGAUUUCGUUUUGCUCAGCUAUUCACUGGAAGCAGCUCGGCUUGUGCAUAAGAAACGAGGAGCACCAAGAUGGUUUGAAGUGAUUGACAAACCAGAAGCAACAUAUUUUCCCUCUUCAUUUUAAAUGCUAGCAGUUUCUGCUGGCAAACCUGUAGUGAAUACAGAAAAAAAAAUCAUCCAGGCCAAAUAGUCUCGUAGUACUGUUAUUUCUACUAAUGUGGCACCUUGUUAUAUACUAUACACACACACCCCUUUUAUAUUUAAAAGCGAAUACAAUGUGGAAACUUUUUGAAUUCUUAUAACAUAUACAAAAAGAAGAGUAAAAGAUUGAUUCUAUUUAAACCAUUGAUGUUGAAGUAUGAUAAGAAAACUGCAGAACACAUACUCAUUAGCGUAGCAGUGCUAGAGUUUGAACCACUUAUAUGGCACCAUUUCUACACCCAGUGGAGAAAACAGAACACAAAACACUCACACAUACACAUUCUCACACACAAACAUACGCGAAAGAAAAUGAAUCUUCUAUUACAAUUCCUUUGCCAAAGCGUUCUUUAACUGUCUUUGCAUAAUCUUCCACUUGCCUUCGAUAGUCCAUUUUACGAUAUAAACGGAGCCAGUUUACCUGACAGAACUGAUGUUGAAUUGAAAAUCAGCUCGUAAAAUGGUCUAUUGCGAGAAAAUAAAAUGUAAACAAAACAAACUCAAACACAGCCUACUGUGCAACGCGCGCUGUGGGGAGUGACAGUUGCACACAAAUCGCCACGUAGUGUGCGUUUCUGGGAAAAUGUUCUACCAAGUGCUUCUCAUUCGCCUACUUCUCUUGGUUUUGUGUUUAUUCUCAGUGUAUUUGAAAAAAAAAUGGUGGAAAAAUGUAAUCAGCUAGCUUGUUUAUCAGUUUACGAAUAGAAAAAAAACUUCCAUUCUUUAGUAGCAAUAAUUAUGAUAUUUAAGCGAUACGUCAUCUCGACUGUGUAUGACAUUAUGUAGGCAGAAGACAUAAAACACACAAAAAAAAAAGAAUAUAAAACAUUCAAAAAAUGAAACAACAAAAUUGAGCUUUAAUCUUGCACUUUAUAUUAUAUAUGAAUGAAGGGAAAAAUGUAAUGUAUAUUAUCCUUUUUACUUAAAUCAUACAUUUAGAAAAGUAAAUUUAACAUAUUAAAUCAUUAUUGUGAUAAUAGUGAAAUUCAAUCAUUUCAAAUGCAAAUGGGAUAGACGUCUUUUUCCCUGGAUAAAAAAAAACUACCGUGGCAGUAAUGAGUAACUUCCGGCGGUUUGGCCCCACCCGGAAGUUACCAGGUUACGUGUACACGUAAAGAAAAUAGAAGUCACACACACAUUUUGGAUGAAUCAACAAGAAUUGUAGAAAAUCUUUGAGAAUGAUCAUUAACACUACACACUACUUAUACGAGGUAAUUGAUAAAUAUAAAAAAUAAACACUCCUUUGAGCAUUAUCGUAAGGGAAACCAAGAGGAGGAAAAAAAUGAAUCUAUAACUCUAUUUAUCACAAGAACAACAGCAACAAAAUAUUCGUGUCGUAACUAACAGAGCAAAUAAAGCAAAACAUAAACAAGAAAAAAAUAUAUAUAUAUAUAUAUAGGAAGUCUCUCUUAGGCUAUGUAUAUCGUAAGUAAAACGACAUCAACGCAAAAUAAGCGGAAAAAGUCAGUCUAGUGAACAAACUAAGAGAAAAUUGAAUGAGGAUAACAUGGAAAAAUCUUACUAUAAUUUUGACAAUCUAAAUGUAGUUAAUCUAUAUAAAUGAAGAAAACAAGGAAGUAACCAGAAUAGCUUAGAUUUGAAAAUUGACUAAGGUAGUAAGAAGUGAAAUUUUACUGCUGACAACUGAAAGACAUUCCAUAGUCCCCUCAAGUGACGGUAGUAGAGGAACAAAGAAAACAAAAAUCUCGUAUUGAAACAAACUUUCUACAAUCUCCACAGAUGGAAGAGAACAAUGAGAAUUACCUUUAGAUAUUUAUUGAUCAAACCGCAAGAGCAAAAAAAGAAACGUAUUAUUAUAGUUGAAUGAGAUUAUAUACUCUAAUUUGCAUAAACGGAUUAAGUUGUGCUGAUUGCAAAGCAAGAUAGAUUUACGGAAAAAAAAUAAUAGUCACUAUGUUUACAUUAUAUCUGUUCGACUAGUUUUGUAAAUGUUGUUGUUAAAUUUGAAAAAUGUUCUUACCUACAUUUCUGCAACGUUCUUGCCACUAUUGGAAUACUUUAGGUACGUAUUAAAGCAAAAAGUAUUAAACGAAGGAAUACUAAAAGUAACACAAUGCUAAAGCCACCCUCGAGAAGAAGGGAUGCCUGACGAGGUGCGCCGAAACGUUGCCUUCGCUAGAGUUAGUAUGAAACUGAGAUAAUCUGUACCAUCAACGAAUCCCCACCUCUGUGUAGUACAGGGGUUCCCUCACGUACCGACUGUGCAAGUUUAGAUGUGCAAUAAGUUCUAUGGUCCUUUACUAAAGCUGAUUCUUUUCCCGAUCACAGUGGCACAGAACGAUGAUGGUAACCAAGCAACGUAAAGCCACCGUCAUCGUCAUGUUAUGUAGUUGACACAAACAUAACAAAACCCAUAGCUAGGUAACGGUUCGGCCUGCCACGAACGGCCACAGUGGACGAUAAUAACGAGCGGUCAAUAAUCUAAUGAAUCCGAAAGGUAAACAAAUAAAUGAACCUGAUAAAAGUGAGAAAUAAAACAAACGUUUACAAAACAAAUACUUAUAAAUAACAAAAAGCGUAAUGAGACGUGUAAGGAAAUUUCUAUUUCACCACUGCCUUAAUUUUUAAAUCUGUAACAAUUUGUGAGAAUCACGAGAUCAUACUCAUAGGAAAACACUCACACAUUACAAUAAAAAAAAAACAAUGCGAAACUACUACAUGGACGAUUGAGAUAACACAACAACCUAUCGCUGUAUUGGUAUCAGCAAAUUGAGGGAGAAUAUUCAAUAGACACAGAAGAAAGCACUACCCUAGAAUGCGCAUGCUGAAAGGAGAGAAAACCAAAUUUUAGCUACAUCUUUUACAUUUAUCUAUUUCGAUUUAUAUUCAAUGACAAAUAUCACAAACACUCACACAAAAAAACACUCGUAAAAAAAUUAAACAAAGAAAAGACACUCGAGAAAUUGAAGCAUUUUACAUUUCAGUGUUUCUGUUUUUUCACACCUCUAAUUGUUAUCAGAUUUCAUGAAUAUUGAUUGAAUUUAAGGGAUACACAUAUAAUAUUGAUCAAGAAAAACCAAACGAUACAUUAAGCAUACCCACGAGUAAUAUUUAACGGAAAAGAAAAAAAAACACAAUUCUCACUUGACAAAGUAAACCAAACAUAUUGAAAGGAACAGCUAGAAUGGCAAACAAAAAUGAACACGUUUUAGUCGUAGCAAACAAAAUUUUCUCCAGACGAACCAGUAAACAAUUUACUCACACAUCCUUACCAGAAAACAAAACAAAAAUAUAACAACACAGGUGUACAACAUGUCUCAAGAAGAGUGAUUUGCAGCAGGACACUGCUUUUUUAAGAUACAAUAAAUAGUAAAAUCUUGUCUCCUUUCGCCGCGAACUUACAAAAAAAAAGAAACCAUAAACACAUAACAUAAAUCUAACACCACCAACCGAACAACAACCACUCUCUCUAGUUAAAACAAAAAUAAAAAAAAAACAAGCAAUCAAUGAACAAAGCCAGCUUUGAUCAUCAACAAUAAUUCACGAA